AUGGGGCGAAAGGGCCUGGGCUCCUGGUGGCAUUUGGAGCCCUUUCGCCUUGCCCUCCGCUGCUCGAACCGCCGGGCCGCUGGCGAGGUGAUGAGCGCAGCAGGCACCCUCUUCCGGAAGCCCGAGCUCCGCCCCCUGCACGGCUCCUGGCGUCUCGACCUUCGCGGGACGGAGCGGAUGUCUUUCCCGAUGCAGCUGCCAGAUGGCUACGAGCCCUAUGCGGGGUCGGAGGACUGGGUGCACGAGCUCGUGAACCAUGACCUGCAGCGCAGCCGUCGCAAAAGCGAGCAGUUUGCCCGUGCGCUGCGCGGGUAG
Messenger RNA from Symbiodinium natans, 315 nucleotides. The record is from the annotation of a GenBank genome assembly. NCBI's taxonomy places the organism in Eukaryota, Dinophyceae, Suessiales, Symbiodiniaceae.